ACAUUUCAGUUUUAAAUUCAGCCGCAGCUUACAUGUGGUAUUAUCAUUUUAGGUGUAGGCUUAUUUAAAAGUAAGAUAAUACAUAGAUGUGGGGAACUGUUCAACAAUGUUUGACAGUAAUAAAAUAUCACAAUUCUCAUGCAAAACUGCGCAGGGUCGAUCAGCAUGGAUUAUUGUUAGGCCUACAUCUAUUCUUCGGCUAUUGACAACCUCUCCCUUUCCAGUUUGCAUGACUGGAGCUCUCACUAGCGCUGCUAGUGGACAAUCAAACCUACACACCCACCUCCAGACACACUCGCAUUUCUCAUUUCUUACUUCUAGUCUAAAUUAGAUAGCAAGACGCCGUGUCGGAGCUCACAGACCGCAUAGAAUUAGUUUUAAGUACAAGCGGUAGUUAAACAGCAAAGCUGAAAUUCAACAUGGAGUCCCCUCCAGAUCCAGCGAGCGACCCGGGCAACAGCGCGUCGGAGCCGGCUACCCCGGUCAGGGAAACCCCGGUAAACCUGGAGACGCUCCGGAAAGCGGACCAUCCAGCCCCGGUUCGAAGGCAGACCUGUUCCAGCACCAACAGAGGUAUUUCUGUAACAAAGAAGACACAUACCUCUCAAAUCGAAAUAAUUCCCUGCAAGAUCUGUGGAGACAAAUCAUCAGGCAUCCAUUACGGUGUGAUAACAUGUGAAGGCUGUAAGGGCUUCUUCAGGAGGAGUCAGCAGAGCAAUGCAGCCUACUCCUGCCCCCGUCAGAAGAACUGCCUGAUCGACCGUACCAGCCGCAACCGCUGCCAGCACUGCCGGCUGCAGAAGUGCCUGGCAGUGGGCAUGUCACGAGAUGCGGUGAAGUUUGGUCGCAUGUCCAAGAAGCAGCGAGACAGCCUCUAUGCUGAGGUCCAGAAGCACCGGCUGCAGCAGCAGCAGCGUGACCACCAACAACAGCCCGGGGAGGCGGAGCCACUCACACCUAGCUAUGGCCUCUCAGCCAAUGGCCUCACAGAGCUCCAUGAUGACCUCAGUGGCUACAUGGAUGGUCACACCCCUGAUGGCAGCAAACCAGACUCGGCAGUCAGCAGUUUCUACCUGGACAUCCAGCCAUCUCCUGACCAGUCAGGCCUGGACAUCAACGGCAUCAAGCCGGAGCCCAUCUGCGACUUUGCCCCUGGGUCUGGCUUCUUCCCUUACUGUUCCUUCACCAAUGGAGAAACCUCCCCCACCGUGUCCAUGGCUGAACUAGAGCACCUGGCCCAGAACAUCUCCAAGUCACACAUGGAGACAUGUCAGUAUCUGAGGGAGGAGCUGCAGCAGAUGACCUGGCAGGCCUUCCUGCAGGAGGAGGUGGAGAGCUACCAGAGCAAGCCCAGGGAAGUCAUGUGGCAGCUGUGCGCUAUCAAAAUAACAGAGGCCAUUCAGUAUGUGGUGGAGUUCGCCAAGCGCAUCGACGGCUUCAUGGAGCUGUGUCAGAACGAUCAGAUAGUGCUGCUGAAAGCAGGCUCUUUGGAAGUUGUGUUUGUCAGAAUGUGCCGUGCCUUUGACUCACAAAACAACACAGUCUAUUUUGAUGGAAAGUAUGCCGGACCUGAUGUGUUCAAGUCUUUAGGCUGUGACGACUUGAUCAGCUCCGUCUUCGAGUUUGGGAAAAACUUGUGUUCUAUGCACCUGUCUGAGGAUGAGAUCGCCCUGUUCUCCGCCUUUGUGUUGAUGUCUGCCGACCGAUCCUGGCUCCAGGAGAAGGUGAAGGUAGAGAAACUCCAGCAGAAGAUCCAACUGGCUCUCCAGCACGUCUUGCAGAAGAACCACAGAGAGGAUGGUAUACUUACAAAGUUGAUAUGCAAAGUGUCGACACUGCGAGCGCUGUGCAGUAGGCAUACAGAAAAGCUUACAGCUUUCAAAGCAAUAUACCCAGACAUUGUGCGUGCCCACUUCCCCCCCUUAUACAAGGAGCUGUUCGGAUCAGACUUUGAGCAGUCCAUGCCCGUUGACGGGUAGCAGCCCUGCCAGGUGCCAGUGUGCCCACCGUAGGGGAAUGUGGAGGAGGAAUCUGAGACACUUUAUUGGUGCCCUGCACAAACCAGAGCGGACAGAUGGCACGCUGUUCAACUUCUUCUUUUACAUUGUAGGGGAGGGCUUGGGUUUACUUUAUUGAAUUUAGUUCUCUUUGGAAGACUUGUGGCACCCAACACCCCAUGGGACAUGAAGAGGAGAUAGGGACAAAUAAUUUCUGUCUGGUUGAACUUGACCUUCUUAUGCGCAUUUCUAACAUGGAACUCAUGAUUGAUUUCAUUCAUUCAUUCAUUUUCCAGUUAAAAUAUCUGAUGACCUAUUCCAUGACAACAUGGAUUCAAAUCAGUAUUAUUUUUGAGAUUACACUCCCAAAACAGUUGUAGAAAUGUUCUUAUUCAGAACAGUCAUAGCCCUCUCACCCUCAAACAUUGUAUUCCCAAAGUGAAAUUUAAAAAAAAGCAGAUGCGCAAAUGUUGGUCAAGUUCAGCCGUUUUUUUUCUCUUGUGUUCAGUCAUAUCUUUUGGACGCAGUGCUUGGAAUGAAAACUCACAGCGACUUUGAGGGAGGGUCUGUCGGCAUGGUGUUGCAAUCGGCACCUCUCUAUGGACAAUCGUUUAAAAAAAAAAGAAACAUAGAAUUCUGGUAAUUCUAAUGAAAACGCAAUGAUUUUAGCUGUCAAAGACUCCAUCCACCAUUGUUGCAUAGUGAAAUCAUGUAAGGCCAUCUGCUAUUAAUCCUUCUCUGGACAGGUGCCCUGGAGAAGCACAGGGCACCAACACAAUGAAAAGGGUCCAUUCCACCUGUUUUAUAAUGUACUACAGGGUAUAUGGUCAUAAGUACUUACUAUACAGAAAAAAGUAAUGUUUAUAGAAUCUAUUUUAAAUAACAUGUAUGAUAUUAGUAGUUAGACCAUUCUUAAUUGUUGAAUUGAUAAGGCACUUUUAUUUACACCUUUCUUUAAUUUAAGACUUGUAUAUUAACCUAGUGAUGUGUUGCAUGUGCACAAGAAAUACAAGUUGAACCAUGGUCACAGAGGCUAGUCCUGGGAGCUGUAGAUGAUACUGGUCUGGAAGUUUAAAGGCCGUCUGUUAGGAUGGCUGGCGUUGCUGCCUGCUGGUGAACAAAGAGGCAUGGAUUAGAAGGCAGGUUAGAGACACUCUAUCACCUGUUACCUCAACAACCGCUAGUAACAACACCUGACAAAAUGUAGCUCUGAUACUCCUUUUAAAGUAAAGAGUAUGCACACAUACAAUAACAGCCAACAAAGCCUGGAGUGAUGGUAAUGUCUCAUGGCUUUCUUG
This is a messenger RNA of Scomber japonicus (chub mackerel), 3295 nucleotides long. RefSeq names its product RAR-related orphan receptor A, paralog a (gene roraa). The record is from RefSeq and is a predicted model, not a curated record. The coding region runs from base 420 to 1979 and encodes 519 amino acids. Gene Ontology annotation, biological process: regulation of transcription by RNA polymerase II. Gene Ontology annotation, cellular component: nucleus. Gene Ontology annotation, molecular function: zinc ion binding; nuclear receptor activity; RNA polymerase II cis-regulatory region sequence-specific DNA binding. Lineage: Eukaryota; Metazoa; Chordata; Actinopteri; Scombriformes; Scombridae. The transcript has 11 exons.